CAGUGUACUGGUUGUUAUUGUUGGCGUAUUUUGCAGAAGAUUUUCAGGCAGUGAAAUUCGUAAUUUAUUGAUCAAAACUUCAAUUCCGGUGGAGUCUGAAAAUACUUUCAACAUGUCGCAGGCCAUCCAGGCUCAACUGGAAGUGAAAUCCAAGUGUGAGCAAGCCCAACAAUCCAUCAAAGGGUUGUACGAUUGGGAGCAGGAAAUGAAGCAGAAAGAGGCCCAGUCUCGACAGCAAGUAAAAGAGGAAGGAUACACGACACCAAUCAGAAGCCAUGUUGAAAAAAUGAAUAAGUUUGCGGAAGAUCAACUAGUAUCUGAAAAGCAGCAAGUAUUGAGCGGAUCUGUUAUUCCAAAGGAAGUCAAUGAAGCAGAGCAUUACAACCACAAAGGAAAUGAGUUAUGCAGAAUGGCGAAGGGAGGAGCAGAUGCAAGCUCCUACAAUGAAAAGUUCGAUCUUGAUGCUAUCGAAAUGUACACCCAAGCUAUUGAACUUAAUUCUCAGAAACCGGAUUACUAUGUUAACCGAGCCUACUGCUAUUUUAAGUUGGAGCGGUAUGAAGAAUGUAUUUCUGAUUGUAAUUCUGCAAUGCAGCUAGAUGCCACAUGUAUCAAAGCAUACUACCGUCGAAUGCUGGCAUAUGAAUAUAUGGGCAACAGCGCAACAGCCUAUUUGGAAUGCCAAAAUAUUUUGAAAAUGGCGAAAGAGUCUGGUGAUAUAGCUAGAACCAAACAAGACAUGCAGAGAAUCGAAGGACGUUUGAGAACUGAAGCAGACAAACAUAAGGACUUGGGAAAUAAAUGUCUGGCGAGCAAGGACUACCAGCAAGCAUGUGAUUGUUUCACAAAGGCAGUUUCCGUUUUUCCUUAUGAACCCAUCUAUUAUAACAAUCGUGCCUUAGCAUAUUUCCAUCUGAAAGAAUACGAUAACUGUUUGGAUGAUUGCAACAAAGCUAUUGAACUAGAUGAUAAUUACUUUCGCCCUUACUAUCGACGAGCAUGCGUCCAAGAGCUUCGCGCGAACUAUCAAGCAGCCAUCGUAGAUCUGAAAAAGUUCCUUGAGCUGGUGAAGGAUGACAAACAACGACAGACCGCAGAAAAAGAUUUGGAACGUUUGCAACGGCUCAUACACGAUGAAAAGAACCCGCAGUCGCAUAAUUGGAUCGAACUGCGGAAAAACACGUCUGUCGUCAAUUUCAUCCAAAAGGCUCCUCAUCUGCGCUCUAAGAAACCACUGAAACGGAUUGCGAUUUCCGAAGUGUCAUCAUCUGUCGAUCCUAAGACAAAUCCUUCUAGCUAUGUCAUUGCAUCGAAUUAUGAAGCGAUUCCCGACUCAGUUAUUGACAAGAUUUUCAACAACAAUACCGGAGAGCGUUUGGUGGAGCCGAAAAUAGAAAACAACUUGGAAAACCUCUUCCCCUCCUCUUCGAUGUCGAAACUGAAGCAACUCUUUUCGCCUCCUACAACGCCGUCAAGCCCGCCCAGCGAACCAUUCGGCAAACCGAUGGCAAGUUGUGAAAACAAAUCUGUUGGCAAUAAUGGAAGCAAAGCAAAAAGUCACUCGGAAGUAUUGUCGAUUGAUGGAGCAAUCACUGACAAAACAAACUCGGAACCAAAGGACCGUACCAACAAGUCACAACCGGCAGAACAGGUGAAGCAAGAGAAAGAUAAGAUUAAUCAAGGAAACUGCCCAUCUGGUCAAGGAAUCGAAUGCAAAUCUGGAGACACAUCUCAACCCCAAUCGGCGCAAUCGGCAAAUACACAACCGAAGAUGGCAUCUGAGGAAAAUCAAAAUGAUCAAUCUAACGCUAAAUCAGCUGGAAUGUCAGGAACUACAAAUCCACACCCGCCCAUUCCUUCCAGUAGUGUGAAGUUCUACCAUUCCUGGUGUAAUUUGAAGACGCAAGAAGAGAAAUAUCAAUAUCUGAAGACACUUGAGAACGCGUCGCUCCAUAAGCUGUUGGGAGCAAAUAUGGGCAGUGAUAUGUUGUCGGAUAUCCUACAAGUACUUAGGCAAUUCUGUCUCCAGGACAAAACUUCACCGAUGAAAAUUCUCAACGAGGUAGCAAAGAACAAAGAAUCCGGAAUCCUUGUCAUGAUGCUGGGUGAAAGAGAUAAACAUGCUUUAAUCCAGCUGCUGGAACUGAUGGAUGAAUUGGACGACGACAAGGAUCAAAUUUUCACGAUCAAGAAAAGCUUGAUCAUUUAAUCUCCUGUACAGUAAGUCAGUGACGCUUCUUUCGACGUAAGUCCAUUUUUACUUGAAUUAUUCCUUCCGGCAUUGAUUGGUGCAAGAAUCAUAACUUUGGCGAAAUA
This is a messenger RNA of Aedes albopictus (Asian tiger mosquito), 2316 nucleotides long. It is a transcript of the gene spag, whose product is annotated as RNA polymerase II-associated protein 3. The transcript is spliced from 6 exons. Lineage: Eukaryota; Metazoa; Arthropoda; Insecta; Diptera; Culicidae. Gene Ontology annotation, cellular component: protein folding chaperone complex. Bases 113 to 2209 code for a protein of 698 amino acids. Gene Ontology annotation, molecular function: protein binding. The record is from RefSeq and is a predicted model, not a curated record.